AUGUUUUCUUGGUUUUCAAAUGUUUUCGGGAAACCACCGGUUCCCGCCUUGGACAAGAUGCGGCUAGGGCCAGAGGGCGCAACGCAAAAUCCACUCAUGAUCCAAUUCUUCACUUGGGACGCCUUGCACGACACCCUGAGCUGGUGGAAACACGUCGAGGCUGAAAUUCCACGCCUUGCCGAGCUUGGCGUCACUCAAAUUUGGCUCCCUCCUCCUAACAAGGCUGCCGAGCCCCAUGGUCGCGGCUACGACGCGUAUGACUUGUGGGAUUUAGGUGAAUUCAACCAGAGGGGGACAGUGAAAACUCGAUGGGGAACGCGAGAGGAAUUGCUUAGUGCUUGCAAAACCGCGAGGGAGCAUGGAAUAGACAUCCUCAUAGAUGCUGUCCUUAAUCACAAACUCGGCGCUGACGCAGUCGAAACGUUCUCCGCUGUUCCAGUCCAGUCGGAGAACCGACUGAAAAAUGCUGGGCCUGCGAGAGAGAUACAGGGUUGGACAGACUUUCACUUUCCAGGAAGGACAGAAAAGUACAGCGCCUUCCGUUGGACACAAGCUCACUUUACUGGGGUAGACUGGGAUGAUCGGAGCAAAACUAAUGGAAUAUUCCGUCUCGUUGGUCCUGGCCAUAAAGGCUGGUCGCGUCAUGUUGAUAGCGAACUUGGGAACUACGAUUAUUUAUUGGGAGUUGAUAUUGACCACCGUCACCCUGCUGUCCGAGAGGAUCUUCUUAGCUGGGGUAAAUGGAUCCUGGAGACUACAGGCGCAUCGGGUUUCCGUCUUGACGCCAUUAAGCACAUAGACAAGAAAUUUCUGCUUCACUGGAUUCAGUCAACACGAGCAAGCUACGGAAAUCCCAAAAUGUUUGCUGUUUCCGAAUACUGGUCUGGAAAUCUCAAGUUGAUUUUGCCGUAUAUCAAGGCGUUCAAGGGAGAGACGGCGUUCUUUGACGUGCCAUUACACAUGAACUUCAACCAGGCUAGCCGACAAAGAGCUCGCUACGAUCUGCGAAACCUUCUGAAGGAUACCAUCGUUCAAGUCAAGCCUGGCGACGCAGUGACUUUCGUGGAUAACCAUGAUACUGUUGAGGGACAGAGUUUGGAAAGCUGGGUCGAAAGCCAUUUCAAGGUGCAAGCAUACUCGAUCAUCCUCCUCCGUGGUCCCGGAUACCCAUGUGUCUUCUAUGGAGAUCUAUACCCGAACAAAGAAUGUUACAACGAAGAAGUUGCGCGGAAUAUCAAGUUGUUGAUGGAGGCUCGGAAAAUGUUCGCUUACGGAAAUACGGAAGACUAUUCUAGUGACAGGAACUGCAUCGGCUUUAUCCGAAGGGGAACUGCGACGCAUCCUGGAUGUGCUGUGAUAUUAAGCAAUAAGCAAGAAGGGUCAAAAUCUCAUGUCCACGAGCUUCGCAUGAAUGUUGGUAAGGAAAAUGGAGGUUCAACUUAUCGGAGCUACAUGACGCAACAUGGCCGAGUCGAGAUAGAUGCAGAAGGUUGGGGUACAUUUUCGUGUUUCGCGAAUUGUGUCCAGGUCUGGGUCAAGCUGGAGGGAGAGGCAUAA
Messenger RNA from Laccaria bicolor S238N-H82, 1557 nucleotides. Its product is annotated as glycoside hydrolase family 13 protein. Gene Ontology annotation, molecular function: calcium ion binding; hydrolase activity, hydrolyzing O-glycosyl compounds. The record is from RefSeq and is a predicted model, not a curated record. NCBI's taxonomy places the organism in Eukaryota, Fungi, Basidiomycota, Agaricomycetes, Agaricales, Hydnangiaceae. The coding region runs from base 1 to 1557 and encodes 518 amino acids. Gene Ontology annotation, biological process: carbohydrate metabolic process. The transcript has 20 exons.